UGCCUUGCAUAGAGUGGAUAGUCAACCAUAGUCAACUGAAUCAUCAUAAAUACAUUAUUUUAUAUGUAUUUUUUUUUUCUUAUUACUUUAUUAUUAUAGCACUAGGAAUAAAUAAUAAGGGAAGGAUUCUGAAUCAGCACCGUAAUGCAAACUUGUGGCUAUAGUAUAUGCAAUAUUCUGGAGAAGGUAUAAAAUUUCACUGUGUGCAUGUGUGUGUGUUUGUGUGUUUUAUGUGUAUAUUUUUUGUUAAAUUUUUAACCUUCACGGCAAACCCUUUCUUUAGCCCUACUAAUAUUCCGGUUUCAGUUUAUUUCCCACAGUUUUUUUUCAUCUGUGUCAUUAUUAUCUCAUGACACUUCUUUAAUCAGCUAACAUCUAUCCUAUGGACUAGUUUAAUGUCUACAGUCUCAGAUCAACACAGCCCUGCCAUCCGGCACUAUCAGCAGCAGGAGCAGCAGCAUCCCCUCAACAGCAACAUUGUACCCCAUCAGUCAGUGUUGCUGGUUUCACUUUCAGACUAACUGAAGAUGAGUGGUUUGGUGGAAGAGCAGGACAGAGCAGAGUCUCCAGCACCCAGCUGUCUGUCUCUAAAGAGUGACCAUUCCAAAAAUUAUCCUCCAGUCUUCAGUCAUGAACCUGAACCCUCAGACACAAAAGGUCAGCAUCAGACAUACAGAACAGAGUCUCCAGCACCCAACUGUCCGUCUAUGAAGAGUGACCAUUCCAAAAAUUAUCCUCCAGUCUUCAGUCAUGAACCUGGACCCUUGAACACAAAAAAUAAGAAGAGGAGUCAUAGUUGUGUGGAAGAGCAGCUGUCCUGUUGUGGUUUGUGUCAGGACUUCUUGAAGGAUCCAGUCUCUACCAGCUGUGGACACUGGUUCUGCAAAAAGUGCAUCUCCUCAUUUUCGGACCAGUUUGAUUCAUCAGGAGACUCCUCCUGUCCCCAGUGUGGAGAAGGAUCCAGAACCAGAGCUGGACUGCAGAUAGCCAAUCAGAGCCAAACCAAUACUACUCUGCUAGAGCUUUUAGAUGAACAUAAAAUCAGUCUGAAGAGGAGAUGUGAACAUGUGACUGAAGGAACUAAUCAAACAGGACUUUGGACCCUCCUCAACAGGAUCUACACUGAGCUCUACAUCACAGAAGAACAGAAUGAAGAAGUUCAUAUCCACCAUGACAUGAGACAGCCGGAGACAGCUUCAAAGAUGAAAACCCACCAUGACACUCCAAUAAGGUGUCAGGAUAUCUUUAAAGCAGUAACAGACCAACAAAGACCCAUCAGAUUAGUUGUGAUGAAAGGUGUUGCAGGUGUUGGAAAAACCUUCUCAGUGCAAAAGUUCACUCUGGGCUGGGCAGAAGGUUUGGAAAACCAAGACAUCAGUGUGGUGAUUCUGCUUUCAUUCAGGGAGCUGAACCUGAUCAGAGAUGAGCAGUACAGUCUUCUGGAGCUGCUCCAUGUUUUCCAUCCAACAUUACAAAAGGUCACAGCAGAGCAGCUCGCUGUCUGUAAACUUCUGUUCAUCUGUGACGGCCUGGAUGAAAGCAGACUUUCAAUGGAUUUCACCAACAGAAAGCUCGUGUCUGAUGUCACACAGAAGUCAUCAGUCGGUGAGCUGCUGACAAACCUUAUCGAGGGUAAUCUGCUUCCCUCGGCUCUCAUCUGGAUAACUUCCAGACCUGCAGCAGCCAAUCAGAUCCCUCCUACAUGUGUGGACAGGGUAACGGAAGUACGAGGCUUCACUGAUGCCCAGAAGGAGGAUUACUUCAGGAGGAGAUUCAGUGAUGAAGAACUGUCCCGCAGAAUCAUCUCCCACAUGAACACAACAAGGAGCCUCAAUGUCAUGUGCAGAAUCCCACUCUUCUGCUGGAUCACUGCUACAGUUCUGGAACACAUGAUGACAACAGAGCAGAGAGGAGAGCUGCCCAAGACCCUGACGGAAAUGUACUCACACUUCCUGCUGGUUCAGACAAAGACAAAACACCAUAAGUACCAUGAGGGACAUGAGACGAGUCUAGAGAAACUGACACAGGCUGACAGGGAAGUUCUUCUGAAGCUGGGGAGACUGGCAUUUGAACAUUUGGAGAAAGGAAACAUCCUGUUCUACCAUGAAGACCUGGAGCAGUGUGGUCUAGAUGUCACAGAGGCCUUGGUGUACUCAGGAGUUUGUACAGAGAUCUUCAAAAGAGAGUGUGGUAUCUUCCAGAAACCAGUCUACUGCUUUGUUCAUCUGAGCAUUCAGGAGUUUCUGGCUGCUGUCUACAUGUUUCACUGUUACACCAACAGGAAGACAGAGGUGGUGGAGAAUUUCCUGAGAAAGGGCAUCUCAUCGUUGGAUGUCUUUCUGAGCAGCAUCAUGGAGAAAUCCCUUCAAAGUAAAACUGGCCACCUUGACCUAUUUGUUCGCUUUCUUCAUGGCCUCUCUCUGGAGUCCAACCGGAGACUCUUAAGAGGCCUGCUGGGUCAGAUAGAGAUCAGUCCAGAAAUCAUUCAGCGAAUCAACAACACACUGAAGAAAAUGAACAGUAAUUACAUCUCUCCUGACCGAAGCAUCAACAUUUUUCACUGUCUAAUGGAGAUGAAUGACCUCUCAGUGCAUCAGGAGAUCCAAGAGUUUCUGAAAUCAGAGCACAGAUCAGAGAAGAAACUGUCUGAGAUCCACUGCUCAGCUCUGGCCUACAUGCUGCAGAUGUCAGAGGAGGUUCUGGAGGAGUUGGACCUGAUGAGUUACAACACAUCAGCAGAGGGACGACGGAGACUGAUUCCAGCUGUGAGGAAUUGCAGAAUAGUUCGACUUUCUGGUUGUGGGCACUACGCACACCCAGAGGGUCACUGUGAAAUUGUGGCCUCAGCUCUGAAGUCCAACCCUUCCCAUCUGAGAGAACUUCACCUGAAGAAAAACUGUGAUCUGCAGGAUUCAGACGUGAAGCUGCUAUUUACUGCUCUGGAGAGUCCAAACUGUAGACUGGAGACUCUGAGAUUGAUGCACUGUGGUUUGUCAGAGAUCAGAUGUGCUGCUCUAGUCUCUGCGCUUAAGUCCAACCCCUCCCAUCUGAAACAUCUAGACCUGAGUGGAAACAAUCUGCAGGAUUCAGGAGUGAAACAGCUUUGUGGAUUUCUGGAGAGUCCGUAUUGCAGACUGGAGACUCUCAGCCUGAUCAACUGCAGUUUGUCAGAAAUAAGCUGUGGUGCUCUGGUCUUGGCACUGAAGUCCAAAACCUCAGAUUUGAAACAUCUUGACCUGAGUGAAAACAACCUGCAUGAUACAGAUGUGAAGCAGCUGACUGAGCUUAUGAAGAGUCCACACUACAGACUAGAGUGUCUAAGGUGGUAAACAUUAAGGUAAAACAGGAUUAUUUGUGUGCUGAGCGUGGAUGAGCUGUGUCCUGGUGAUCCAGAUUAGUUGAAGCAGCAACAGCACACAACAGUGUAAAAAUAUGUGAACUUGGCCAUGUUACUUGUAAGUGGAGUAGAGAGAAGAGGUUCAUCCAACUGUGACUGACAGUAAGAUGAGAAGAAGAGCAGUUGACUGACUGUGAUGCAGUUAACUGCUUUGAGAACAGUUCCACUCUCAGACACAUUGUAGAUAAUAUUUCUCACAAAUGUGCUGUAAUCAUAUUGCUACUUAACAAAAAUAAUCAAUUUGUAGUUUAUAAUUAUAAACUCACUUGUAUCCAUUUCAUUUCUCAGCAAAAUCUGAAAAAAUAAACUAUACAAACACCUUAAUCAAUACCUUUCAUCUCACAGUCUGUAACAGCUUUUAUUAAAGUCAUCAAUGACCCAAGGCUCAAUACUGAUUCAUUGGUGUGUUUUGGUUAUAUUUCUGCUUGAUCUCACUGCUGCUUUAUACAUUCUAAUUUAAACGCAUCAUGGCAGUUGGUUUGAUAGGUCAGGUUCUUAAUCGGCUCUCAUCAUAUCUAAACGCUAGUAAAGUGUUUGGUCUAAUCAGCAGGAAAAGCAAAAUGUGUUUGGCACAACAGUGCAUUCAGGUCAUAAUUCAAAAGCUACCAGACAGCACAGGAUUUAAAAAAAGAAAAACAAAAAGAAAAGAAAAUUCCUAUCACAAAUUGAGAAAUUCAUCCAUGCUCUCAUGUCAAUCAGACAAGAUUAUUGAAAUGCCCUGUUUGCCACAUUAUCCGAAUUAGUAGGAUGAUUUUAGUUCAUUGAAAAUUCUAUUGAAUGAGUAUAUAAGUGAAAAGUGCAGACCCAGAAUACAGACUCAGGAGAAAAGAUUCAACUAAACAAAAAUUGACCUAUUUAGGCAGAAUCUAAUUAACGUGACAAGGGGAAGAGAAGAUACACAACAAACACGAGACAAGAGACUUAGCAAAAUGAAAUAGGAUACAACUAAAUACCAAACAUAAGGAGACUUCACAACAAAACAAGAGGAAGGCUUUGAGGCAGGACAACUAGAACUCAAGGAAAAUAAUAUAACCCACCAAAAAACUAUAAACUAAAUUUAUGUUCUUGUAAUGAGCCAAAACAUUACAAGAUAAUAAAAAAAUAAUGAAUAAGAAAACUCUUAACAAAGGACUAAGAACAACAAACUUAAAAGAUUGGGACAAAAACCCGGAACAAAGAUAAAUGCAGCAGCCAGAGUCAAUACAGGUACAUGGACAUUUUUACCCAGUAAAAUCCAAUGUAUCUUUGACUUGAUCACUCUUUACACCUCAGUCAUCAGGUGCAGAUCUUUUAAGUGUUCCCAAGUCUUUGAGGGUAAUUUCAGUUAUUUUUAUUUUGUUUUUGUUUUUUUGUUUUUUAAUAAGCUGCCUGCUAACAAAAAAAUCUAUUCCAUCUGUGCAUAUUUAAAAGAAGGUUGAAAAUAUUUUUUUUAAUUUUGUUUUGCUUUGCUUUGCUUUAUUACAAGUUGCUGUUUCCACUGUUUCCAAGGCAUUAUCAACCAACAUGGGUUUUUAUGUUUUUAUCUUCUGUGUUAAGGACAUUGUAAUGACAUUCGCUAUAAAAAUAAAGUUGCCAUUGCCAGUGUAGAGUCCACCAUCACCCCCAUGUGUUCCCUGAAUCGAACAGAGUAUCGUCAGUGUAUCUGCACUGCUGUUCUGUCAUCCUACAUUAUCUCUGCAGUCAUAUAGACACUCCACCAAAGAGCCAGUUAAAGUUUGAAUUCACUUGAAAGCCUGUCAUUUAGCCUUCUACAUCCUAGUUGGAAAACUCAAAUCUGAUUUUCUGUCUGAUUUCUCAGACAUUUUAUCUGAUCUAGUACUCCGCUCAGAUGAUUUUAACGUCCAUGUAGAUGCAAAAAAUGACAGCCUCAACUCUGCAUUUAACUUACUAUUAGACUCAACUGGCAUCUCUCAAAAUGUAAAAGAACCUAUCUGCCAGUCUGAUUUAUUAAUAAGUCAUGCUGUUGAUCCAUAGAACACCUCUGUGAGAGUAGACUGUAGCGUCAUGAUAUCUAGAACACUGAACAUUAAAGCUGUGUCUAGCCUUUUGAGAGCCUUAUGGAAGAUUUUGUUUGAUCAUUACUUUGUAAAACUACAGUGGGGAAAUUCAAACUAAGGACAUCACGUUGACCUAAGAGAUUUAAACCUACAGAAAUGAUAAUAAAAGAAACAGUGAGGCUCCUCUGUGCCCAUAAAGGCAACAGACACAACAGCAACAGCUGUUUAUUUUAAAUUUAGGAGACAAAUAUGAGCUUGUUGUCUCGUUAAUGUUUUUUCUGCCAUUAUUGUUUUUAAAGUAAUUAAAACGAUAACUUACUGAUGUGAUGUGCAGCUGUCAGACAUACUUGUCAGUAGAUGACACUGACUGUGCGACAGUCUGUUGAUAAAUUUGACCUUAUAGCUUAGUUGCUAAGUACUACAUUUAACUGUUAAGCAUAUAAGUGCUUUGCUAAACACAAGUAGGCUUAGCUGGCAACAAAUGAAGAUCAGUCAUAAUAAUUAUUAUAAGUCAUAAAUAUCUUUAUAUUAUAUUAUAAGUAAUAAUUAUCUUUUAAUAUAUUGAUGCUACAUCUUUUACAUAUUUGGCUAACAAAUGAAAGAUCACAGUGUGAUCCCACGACAAAACACAAAUCCCUCUGGGAUUGUACCAGGAGGCUACCUGAGUAAAAAUCUGUCAAAUCAAUCAUGUGGAGCCACCUGCUUUGGUGACAUCUUGUAAAUAAGCUGAAAGUAGCUUUUUUUUAUAUACUGAGGCUUUACAGUCCACAGAAGUCAAAUAUCCAAUUAGAAUCUUUUAAUUUCCUGUUUCUGUCAUGAUGGUCUAAUUAUACUUGCUUAACCUUUUAGGUUUUUUGACAAUCAUAGAUUUUUAUAUUUACUUGGAAUUUUUAGUUCUUUUUAUAAUUUAGUUUUCGAGUUGCAGUGCUGGUGUUGAUGAAGAUGAAUAUGGCUGAACUUCCCAAAAAUGGGGGGGAGAUGGCAGACUGGAGAUGACACACUGUUCUCUCAUAUCCAGCAGACUGUCCUUGAGGCACAAAAACUCUUCUUUGAGUUUCUGACUGGCCUUUUGUUUGUUUUUUUUAAGUCAUUAGUCUCAACAUGACUUCUGUAGAGGCAGAAGUAUGUUUUUCGACCAGCUGGAGAGUAAUUGGAACAGUGUCCUUCACACAAGUACCUGAACUGCAGAAGGUACAAUGACCCUUGGUCUUCUUCAUUAGGACUGAUGGCUCAGCUAAGAUGGUCACUUGGCUGGUGGUAGCAGGACCAGACCUUUUGUUUUUGACCUUGUGAACUAUGGACACGCCAACAGUGACAUCACAGCUGUUGGCACCAGUCACUCUUUGGUGUUUUAUGAGCUGGUCAUGCACCCCUCGAUUUUUGUAAUCUCAUACAAGUGCCAUGGCUGGGUUGAAGACAGAGUAAAAUUAUGCCAUGUACAGCAAGCAGUUAGCACACAGACUAAAAACAAAACCUGGUGUUAGCUAGAAGACUUGAUGAACUGUUUUAGGUUGCAGCAGUCACAGUGACACAGCUGGAAAGGAUUUAAAUGGAAAUGUCCCAGUCUUCCAAAAUUAAAUAACUCCACGAUCAGACCAAAAGUUAGCAAGAAAGACAGACAGAUAAUAUAAAAACAGUGAUCUGAAAGUGGUGUCUUUAGAAGUGCUUGAGAAGAAGCCAGCUGCUUUAUCGCUACAAGUAGUAGACUUAAAUCAUUGGAUUUCAUCCGGAGGUGAAGUGACGAAGGUGGUAGGACACAUUUGUCGCCACAUUUGGAGUACUCUUUGAAUUCAGACAGCCUUCGUCGCUUCGCUGUGGCAUCAUUGCCUCCAAAUAUGGCAUUGAAGCAUCCUUCCCCUGAAUGUGGACACAGCCAUCUUUCAAAAUCGGGGAAAAGUAAGAUGCAUUUGUUGCCACAUUUGAAGGACUCUUUGAAUUCAGACAGCCUUCGUUGCGUUGCUGUGACAUCAUUGCCUCCAAAUACGUACUUCGGAGCAUCCUUCCCCUGAAUUCGGACACAGCUAUUGUCUAGCUGGUGUUGUUAUGUCUACGUCUCUCCAUGUUUCCUGUUGUAUUUUGAAGAAUCUGGUUUGAAAAGUCCAUGUUUGAUGUGUUUAGUUUUACUUCCCCCAUCGUGUCAUUAUGUUUAUUCUAAUCAGCUGUUUCCCCAUGUGUUUCCACUUUCCCUAAUCGCCUCCUGUGGGUAUUUAGUAUAUGUGUUUUAAUUCAGUCUUUGUCAGAUUGUCUGUUUCCUCCCACCAUGUCAUAUUAAGUUCUAUGUGCUUCAUGAUUCUGUUCAGGUCGUGUUCAUGUCUCAUGUUCUUGUUUCUUCCUCAUCAAAGUUUUUCACAUGUUCCUGGUCAGAAUCAUGUUCAUGUCUGUUAUUAUAGUUACCACAGUUCAGGUUUUAGUUUAGUUUUCGCCCUGUUUGCUUUGCUUUGUUUUUUGUA
Molecule: messenger RNA, 7844 nt
Organism: Oreochromis niloticus (Nile tilapia)
Lineage: Eukaryota; Metazoa; Chordata; Actinopteri; Cichliformes; Cichlidae
Product: protein NLRC3-like
Exons: 9
Coding region: 528-3329 (933 amino acids)
Molecular function (GO): protein binding
Source: RefSeq, a predicted model, not a curated record